AUGUCUGAUGAUCUUUUAAAUAAAGAGGCUGAUGUAAAAACUACCUUACUGCUUGCAAAUCGCAGGCAAGAGGCAUUAUGGUUAGAAAAGCCGAAGUUGAGAUGGGUGAAAAAUGGGGACUGCAAUUCAAAGCUUUUCCACCUUACUGUGAAGUUGAGGUGGGCUAGAAAUCAAAUUUCUACUUUAAAAAGGGAGUAUGGGUCUUGGGCAGUGGAUCAAAGGGGAAUAACUGAGUAUAUUGCCUCUUAUUUUGAGAAAUUCCAUGAGCCAUCUAGUAUCACAGUGCAUCAUGAGCUUUUGGAUUGCAUUCCCAGUGUUUUGUCAAAUGAAGAGGUGGCUUGUCUAGAAGUUGUUCCUGGAAGUGCUAGGAGAUUGUGGAGAGGGGUUUCUGUAAGGCGUUGUUUAUUUCUUUUUGAUGCGCUUAUGUCUUUUCUGUCGAGACUUGUCUCUGAGGAGCGGGGUGCAUUCCAGAAGGGUAAGAUCAUAUCUGCUAACAUAAGUUUGGCCUCUGAAUUGGCAGACUUAAUGCACUCGACUGUGAGGGGUGGUGGUAUGGGUUUGAAAUUAGACGUCCAGAAGGCUUAUGAUUCCUUGUCAUGGAAUUUUCUUUUUGCCACUUUGGAGAAGUUUGGGUUUUCAGCCAAAUGGAUUUCUUGGAUUCAGCUUCUGUUAAACUCUUCCAGGUUAUCUGUGUUAGUGAAUGGAGGUCCAGUGGGCUUUUUUCUAGUUAGCAGAGGUCUGAGACAAGGGGAUCCUACUUCGCCCAUUCUAUUCAUUUUGGCAGAGGAGGUUCUUUGCAAAGGCUGA
Macadamia integrifolia is the source of this 807-nucleotide messenger RNA. RefSeq lists its product as uncharacterized. The coding region runs from base 1 to 807 and encodes 268 amino acids. NCBI's taxonomy places the organism in Eukaryota, Viridiplantae, Streptophyta, Magnoliopsida, Proteales, Proteaceae. The record is from RefSeq and is a predicted model, not a curated record. The transcript is spliced from 3 exons.